CCAGAAAAAGUUUUAAAUAUGAGCAAGUUGCGUGCUUCAAUGCUUUAUCAAAACCGAAUUAAAAAAAUCCAAAAUGAUAUAAAAUUUGCGAAUUCUAAUAUUGCACCUCCAAUAUGUCAGAAUAAUGAAUUAGAAGAAGACAUCAAAUUAGAUAGCAAAUCAAGUAAAGAUUAUAUUUCAAAUGUAAGAAAGUGGUCUGAAAUAUUGGAAACUUGGCUUUCAAUAGUAGAAGAUGAAGAAGAUUCAACUGAUAAUCAAUCAGCUAAAUGGAAGUUAGAAGGUUUGUUUGUAUCAGAUAUUGUUGCACCACAUUAUAUUGAAGAGUCUAAAAAACGUGAAAUAUUAAGAAAAGAAAAAGAGAUAGAAUUUACUAGAAAUGAAACAAAUAAAACAGUUAAAGUUAUAAUGGAGGAUAGUAUUGAAUCAUCAACUGAUAGCAAUAGUGACGAAUCA
Molecule: messenger RNA, 453 nt
Organism: Cetraspora pellucida
Lineage: Eukaryota; Fungi; Glomeromycota; Glomeromycetes; Diversisporales; Gigasporaceae
Source: the annotation of a GenBank genome assembly